Messenger RNA from Dermacentor silvarum, 2754 nucleotides. Its product is annotated as UDP-xylose and UDP-N-acetylglucosamine transporter. Gene Ontology annotation, molecular function: UDP-xylose transmembrane transporter activity; UDP-N-acetylglucosamine transmembrane transporter activity. Gene Ontology annotation, cellular component: endoplasmic reticulum membrane; Golgi membrane. Bases 274 to 1257 code for a protein of 327 amino acids. The record is from RefSeq and is a predicted model, not a curated record. Lineage: Eukaryota; Metazoa; Arthropoda; Arachnida; Ixodida; Ixodidae. The transcript is spliced from 11 exons. Gene Ontology annotation, biological process: transmembrane transport.
UGUGGUGUGGGUGCUGAGUCGCUGUUCCCAUUCAUUUAAGGUGCUAUUAAGUGUCUGCAGUUCGCGGAAAAGUACAGUUAGUCGACACGGAUGCGGUGACGGUGACACGUAUACAAAACGAACAAUGAAACCUGUGGCGCUGGGACAGAUGAACGAGUGCAUUGAGUUUGCGCGGAAUGUGAUGUCUGGGAGUUUCGGACUGUAGUUGGCUUAAGCCGAGUACCCAUCCGCUGUUUACGUUUAAUAACGGCGGUUAUCUGCUCAAACGUUGGCAUGGAGGUUCACAUUAUAGCGGCGACAGCUUUCAUUUUCUUGGGCUGUUGCACCAACGUCUUCUUCCUCGAACUGUUGGUCAAAGAGCAUCCGGGAUGCACCAAUUUGAUCACGUUUUCACAGUUUCUAUUCAUCGCCAUAGAAGGAUUCAUAUUUGCAACGAAUUUCGGCAAGAGACGCCCCGUGGUACCACUCAAACAUUAUGUCACACUGGUUGUCAUGUUUUUCUUGGUCAGCAUUUCCAACAAUCAUGCCCUUUCGUACGACAUCUCAAUGCCUCUGCACAUGAUCUUCAAAUCCGGCUCACUUAUUGCAAACAUGGUACUAGCCAUCAUUCUACUGAAGAGGAGGUACCCGCUCUCCAAGCACCUUGCAGUAUUUAUGAUAACUGUUGGCAUUGUGAUAUGCACCAUAGCUUCAGUGGGUGACAAGAAAGAAGCAGGGACUGUUAAGAUGGAAGACAGCAGCAUUUACACCAGAUGUGUUGGCAUAGGGCUUCUCUUGUUUGCUCUCCUGCUCUCGGCUCGUAUGGGUAUUUACCAAGAAACACUUUACGCCCGCUAUGGCAAGCACCCCCGUGAAUCUCUCUUCUAUGCUCAUGCUCUGCCACUGCCUGGGUUUCUCCUCCUUGUCCCCAACAUUUAUUCGCAUGCCGUGCUCUUCAACCAGUCAGCACCACUGCCUCUGCCCAUUUUGGAAAGCAUCCCGAGGUCCUGGGUAUACCUCCUCCUAAAUGUCAUCACUCAAUAUGUGUGCAUCCGAUCGGUGUAUGUGCUGACAACCGAGUGCUCAUCGCUGACGGUAACGCUGGUGAUCACGCUGCGCAAGUUCGUCUCGCUGCUCCUGUCGAUCUACUGCUUCCAGAAUCCAUUCACGCUCACCCACUGGUUCGGCACGGUGCUCGUGUUUGCGGGAACGUUGCUCUUCACGGGAGUGUUGUCACCGGCACCCGCAGUCACAGAGCCACGGUUGAAAACGCAGUAGGACACUGUUGUGCCUUCAGUUUUAGCCCCCCCCUGCACUGGGUGUGGCUUUGCUGCUCCCGGCCAUGGCAGUAUCCUAGUUUACCAGUCGCCUCUGCAAUUUGGUGCAGUGUGAUGAAAGUCAUCUCACUAGUUCCAUGUAGUGCAGCAACAGCUUGUUUCAGCCAAUUGGAUCUUUCCAUUCGUUUCAUAAAGCACAGAAGGGGAUUAGUGCUGAAUGAACUAAGCCCUUCUGAUUGGCUAAAUGAAACACUGCACAGCGUGGAGUUGGCAUGGUGUAUGUUGUGUUAAGUGCAACAAGUCAAGGCAAGCUGUAACAGUACAUACUCCAUCUGUAAGGGGAGAAACAGGUACAAAUGGCUCUUUUGGCUAAGCUGCUUGCUGCUUUACAUUCUCAUUUCAUGUGGAGGUUGCAUUUAGUGGUGGUUUUUGUUUAAUACCAUGUCUGGACGCAGUACUUGCAUGCAGACAUUAAACUUUUGCACUAGAUGGGAUGGUUGGUGAGGUGAAGUAGACCUCAUUAACUGCAACAGGUCAAGGCGAGCUCUUAAAUGCUGAAUGUUGCACUGAUAAGUGAGCCGGGUAUAUAUAGACUCUUUUGACUAAACUGCUCGCUUCUUCGCUCUCAAAUUUCGCAUGAAAUUUACAUUUAGUGUUGGGUUUUGUCAAUGUCUGGAUGCUGUAUUUUUUUUUUUUUUUUCAUCCAGAAUAACUUGGAACUGCACAUUAUCUGUGGCAGUGCUGGACGGAAAGCAUAUGUUUACUCAAUGAAGGGAACAGUGGUCGUCUGUUGCGCGGAGCGAGAAUCCAUUCCAUGCUCUCUUCUCUGCAGUGGGCAUUUCAUCCUCGGUAAACGCAAUCGUUGCUCGUAAUGCGCACGGCAGACAGUGCAUACAUCUAAAUAAGUUGAGGUAGAACCGGAAAAUGGAGCAUCUAAGCAAUGUAUAAAGAAGACCUACUGCAAAGUACAACUUCCAUGUAAAGCUUGAGUGCAGAAAAGCUAACAGUUUUGUCAAGUUGCAUACUUACCUCCCUUAUCUAUUCAUUAUAAUGUACUGCACGGUGCGCAUCCGAUGUGCUGUUAACUUUAGUGGAUACUGUGACCUUUUGGCCACUGUUCACUUUCUUAAAGAAGAAAUCCUUUAACUCUAUGAUGUCGGACUUGAAUUGGUCGGGCUCGUCAUGUGUCAAAAUGUGAUAUAUGCUUACAGGUCCCCAUGCUCUGUUCUGCACAGACUUUCAUAAAUGUUCGUCCCUAAUGGGUGCAUGAAUAUUCAGUGGCGGCAUCGAAGAAAAAUAAAGUUAAUCCUGAAGACUCCUGGUGGUAAAAAAUAAAGCCACAUUUCAUGUAUAUGAACACCAUUCAAGCGCACAUUCAUUUUAUGUCUGGAUCCAGAGGAGUGUAAAGCCAUACCCAGUGACAGUUCUAGGAGGGAUAAAUUAUAUGCUUACAACAGGCUAUACAUUAAAAUAAAAGCUCCUUUUACAAGCUUCAUAA